This is a messenger RNA of Ectocarpus siliculosus, 1445 nucleotides long. The record is from the annotation of a GenBank genome assembly. Lineage: Eukaryota; Phaeophyceae; Ectocarpales; Ectocarpaceae.
AUGGGCGCUGCAGGCGCCUACUGCUUUGCAUCAUCGGUCCGACACAUCAACACCCCACGGCGGGGAGGAGCCUUGCAAGUUGCGCCGCGUCCUAGAGGCACAAUAGGGGACAUAGCGAGGAGGGAUAGGGACAGGAGCGAAGAAGUGCUCCGGGAAGCACAGCAGCAAGAGGAGGCUCGUCAGCAUGGGUCGGACCCGAUGAAGGUUAGCCUUGGCAGCGGGGGGCUCCAUGUUUGUCGGGUCAUCAAUGGUUUGUGUCAGGGCCCGCUCGACGACACGUCCGGCGACCCAACGGACGCGCUCCGCUCCAUGGAUCGACUGGCGGAAAUGGGUCUAACGACGUUCAUGCUGGGGAACGGAGCCGGGGGCGGGAGAGCGCUGGCGGAGAGUCGGGCGGGUUCCUACCUCAAGUCGGCUGCCGGGUCGGCUAGCGGAGAACAAGAGGUCAGGUUUCUGAACACGCUAAGGCUGAGGCGAGGCGUGCCGGUGACGAGGAAGAGCGUGAAGUCGGCGCUGGAGCUGUCGCUCCGCAGGAUGGGGGUGGAGCGGUUGGACCUGGUGCAGCUGUGCUGGCGCGAUUUCGAGGAUCGAUACUUCCUGGAUGCGCUCUACUACCUAGAAGAGUUGGAGUGGGUUUCCAAUGUUGGCGUGUGCGGGUUCCCGGGGGAACCGUUGGCCCUUGCAGCCAAAAACGGUUUCACGGUGGUUUCGAAUUUGUGUCGGGAGCAAGGGGUGGCCCUGAUAGCGUCAGGCGCCUCGCUCGGGGGGUUCGCAGCUGAAGAGUGGCUCUACCGCCCCCCCCCCUCGGUGUCUAACGAGGAAGAGCUGCUUCUGGCCUCUCGACAGGCUUUGUCCGAUAUUCUCGCUUGGGGGAGGAGCAACGGCAACGCCCGUCUCGACGGCGACCCAUGGGCCUUGUACCAGAACAGACUUCUACCCGAGCUGCAGGCCGUCGCUCGCAAGCACGGCGGCGGAAUCUCCCCCGCUGACGUCGCGACCGCCUUUCACCUCUACAGGAGACCCGUUCCUCCCUUCGGAUCAAGCAGGACCGAUCCUGGGACCGCCUCCGAAACACAAGCCGUCAAUUCAGCGGCGGCGGUAUCGUUGCCGGUUCGGGUGAACUCUGCCGGGAGCGUGUCCGCGAGGAGGGCGGCGGAGGCAGACGAGGAUCGGGUGGCCGGCCGCCGUGGCGCCGAGCUAGCCAACGCGCUUGACCCCGAAGACAUCCAGCGCAUCGCGGCGGCGGUUGGAGCUGGGAGCGAGAGGGAGGCCAUCGAAGUAGGGGGUGCGGUUGGGUGGGAGGACGAGCAGCUCUUGGGAGGUGCCGAGGGGGAAGAGGAGGGGGCGUUGUGGGCUGAACAAGGGGUUGGUUUGGAGGGGCCGACGAUUUUCCUGUGAUGGGAAACAAGUUUCCCGUAAGGUCUUGAAUCAAACGGAUACUGUCC